Klebsormidium nitens is the source of this 1295-nucleotide messenger RNA. The record is from the annotation of a GenBank genome assembly. NCBI's taxonomy places the organism in Eukaryota, Viridiplantae, Streptophyta, Klebsormidiophyceae, Klebsormidiales, Klebsormidiaceae.
ACAUGUACGAAAGGGAGUACGUCUGUGUGUAUAACAGCCGGAGUUGGAGUUGGAAACCCGGAGUUGGAGUUGCGGGGGGCAUAGCAUUGCUCAUGGCUGGUCUGCUGCUAUUUGGCAUACAUGCCUACCUACACGUUACCCUCAAGCGAACCGCAGAUAAUGUUAGUCAGGAUCGUUUAAGCAUGAAGAACAAUCCCGGUACAGACGAAGAAUCAGGGCGUGCAAACCAUGACAAGGACGGGAGCAUCAAGGACCUUUAUGGUGACGACACUCGGGAGCCCCCUCCGCAACAGAAACAAAAGCGGCCCAAGCAGACAAGCGCGCCCCCCAGCGGGGAUGCUUUUGCCUGGCCGGAGAUGACCAACUCUCAGUCUGGCGUGGGGCAACAAAGAAGUGGCUCGCACUUUAGUAGUGGACGUAACAGUACGUCGUUUGCAUCUGGGGGGACGCAAGGCACGGCCAGCGCGCCCCCUGCCCCAACUCCCGCCCCGUAUGGGGUUAUGGUGUUGAGUAUUGCGGAGGUGGUGCAGUCAACUGAGAAUUUCUCGACGAAGAACUUUCUGGGUCAAGGCGGGUUCUCAAACGUCUACCGGGGCAUCCUAUCGGACGGCCGCACGGUUGCCGUCAAAAGGCUGCACUUCCACUCUCUCACCGGCGGCCAAGAGACGGCCGCCGGCGAGCGGGACUUCCAGGCAGAGGCGUCCAUAAUCGCCCGUGUGCAUCAUAGGCACUUGGUCCAACUGGUCGGUUUCUGUACCAACGCCCAGGAGCGGAUCUUGGUGCUAGAGUAUAUGAAGAACGGGAGCCUGGCUGACAACUUGUACGGUAUUCGAGCGGCUUCCGUCAUAAGUUGGCCUCAGCGAUUGAUCAUUGCCAUCGGAGCUGCGAAGGGGCUGGCGUACUUGCACGAAGACUGCCAGCCACGGAUCGUUCACAGGGACAUCAAAGCAAGUAACAUCCUCCUGGACAGCAAUCUAGGGGCAAAGAUCUCCGACUUCGGCUUCGCGCGCUUUGCGCGCGAGUUCCAGUCGACCGCGACCGCGACGCGCACGGUGGGCACGUUCCAGUACCUCCCCCCCGAGUGCACCAUGUAUGGGGAGAAGAACACGGACAAGUCGGACGUCUACAGCUUCGGCGUCGUGCUGCUGGAGCUGCUUGCGGGGCGGCCCCCCGUGGACCCGGGGCAGCCCAGGGAGCGGGUGGCGCUCAUUGUCUGGGUACGUACGAGCGGCGUAUUCUGGGCUUUCAAGUUAGAUGUUCUGGAGGUGCUAUUGUGGUUUCUGGUGGAGAUUUAG